Molecule: messenger RNA, 2191 nt
Organism: Rubroshorea leprosula
Lineage: Eukaryota; Viridiplantae; Streptophyta; Magnoliopsida; Malvales; Dipterocarpaceae
Source: the annotation of a GenBank genome assembly
AGAUCUUUAACUAAUAUGAAUGCUAUCACAGCGAUAUGAGAGGGAGAGCAUCAGUGAGAGAGCGAGUGCCGGAGAGGGCGACCGGCAGCAGAGAACGAGGACAGUGGACAUCACAGCGAUAUGAGGGGUUUCAACGUGAGAGCAGGAACCAGCUAAGAGAGUUCUAUGGGGGUUUUGAGAAAAGGAUCUACAACCAAGCAAUCCCUUUCUUUUUCACAAAUUUCCCAGAUGAAUGGUCUUUUGAACAGAUGUGGAGAACUUUCAACAGAUUGGGAGAGGGCAGGGUGAUAGAAAUUGAAUGCCCCAAAAAGAGAGACCGCUUAGGGAGAAGAUUUGGUUUCGUCAGGUUUUUGGAGGUGAAAGACGCUGGACAACUGGAGAGGAAGCUAAACCAAAUUCAAAUCGGGGGGAUCAAUCUUCAAGCUAACAAACCCCGUUUUGAGAAGUCUGGAUACCAGAACAACCAACAAAGAAAUAUGGGAAAGAGGAGGCCGAAUGUGGCCAUGUCAAAUGCAGGAACAAAAAGGAAUUUGACUUAUGCAGAGGUAGUCAAAGGAAACAAUGCAGAUUAUCAAAGUAUGGGACUCAAUGAGGGACAAUACCACGGUGCAAACACCAGAGAGCAAAGCAAAAGGCUCAAAGCGAAUGAUCAAACGAAGUGGAGAUGGAAACCAAAACAGCAACCUCAAACUUGGUCAGGAAUGGAGUUUAAUGUGAAGCAAAAUGAGUAUGGGUGGCUGGAGAAAUGCUUCGUAGGAACAGUUCGCUCGGUAACUUUGAUUCCAACUUUGCAAGAAAAAUUCUUCAUGGAAGGAGUUUUCUUCUGCAAAAUCAGAGCAAUGGGUGGUAGGUUGGUCUUGAUGGAAGGACAUGAUUAUGAAGAUUUGAAAGACCUUAUUGAAACUGGCCAAGAGUGGCUAGGACAAUGGUUUGAGGAAAUCAAACCAUGGAAUCCGACGAUAGUCGCAGCGGAAAGGUUUGCAUGGAUUAGGUGCUUGGGCCUACCUUUACAUGCAUGGAAACCGGAAUUUUUCCAAUCUUUUGGAAGUCUUUGGGGCACCUUUGUUUCACUGGAUGACAGUACCAGUGGGAAAAUACGUCUUGAUGCCGCAAGAUUUCUUAUAGCAACAUCGUCGUCGGAAUCCAUCUCAAAGUCCUUAACCAUAAAGAUAAAUGGGGUCCUGUACAAGGUAAAAUUUUCAGAGGAGGAGUCCAGCAAUGGUCUAUACAUAAUGAAUUCAGAUUUCAAGUUAAAGGGGAGUAAGGAGCAUGAAGAUAAAUGGUCAGCAGAAGCUUCUAAUGAGGAUUCAGAUCAGUAUUCGGGUGAUAUAGAAUCCGAGCAAGCUCAGGGUGAUGAAGAAGAUGAUGACAUGGCAACAGAUCUACGUGUUCCGGAGACAGAGAUAGAAGAUGAGGCAAGAGGAAUAGACACGAGGACACACUUGUCAGUUGACAGCUCAGCAAUAAGGUCGAUGAAUCACCAAAAUAAUCAAAAAGAUCUUGCCGAAGGGAUAGAUGAUGAGGCUUCAGAAACAGGGGGACCGGUUAAAUGUUUUCAAAAAGCAAACGAGGUUACAACGGCUGGGAAGGAAGGCUCAACAAGAAAACAUUUAAUGAUUGCUGGGCUCGAGGAAGAGAGGAGCGGAAGGGGAGCAGAGCGGGAUGUCAGCGAGGAAAACAUCGGGAACGGGGAGUUUUUCAAAAAGGGGGCAGAGGAGGAAGCUUCACAAGAAAGCAGACCAGAGCUCGCAUCGGACAAGACUGCAGUUGCUGAAGAGAGGCAAAGGAAAGAGGGAGAAGAAAUUGAGCCGAUUGGACCGGCAAAGAAAUUGAAUUCGGAGGAUGGGAGAAACGGGCCUAACGAAGAUGGGCCAUACUAUGAAGAAUUAAACUCAUUAUCUUUGGGUAAUGUUAAUGGGCCAAACAAUGAAGAUCCAAACCAAACACCUUUGAGAAAGCCCUCCAAAAAGUCAAAAAAGGCAGCUUCCCACGUGAUGACCGAAAAGGAAGUCAGUUUCUGGAAAGAUAUGGCCGACGAUGCAGGGGAGAUGCCAAACUAGACCAAAAAGGGGGAGGAAAAAAAGAAGAAACAGCAGAAAAGAAGAGUGAAGACCUGCAGAUCGGUCUACAUUCAAUCAGGCGGGCUUAAGGGGUUUCGGCUACAGAAAAAUAAGAAAGGGAAGAGGGCAGU